Molecule: messenger RNA, 1360 nt
Organism: Vespula vulgaris
Lineage: Eukaryota; Metazoa; Arthropoda; Insecta; Hymenoptera; Vespidae
Product: mpv17-like protein
Exons: 4
Coding region: 696-1280 (194 amino acids)
Cellular component (GO): cytoplasm; membrane
Source: RefSeq, a predicted model, not a curated record
ACACGUAUGACGCGUUUAAACGUCGGCAUCUGUAUUUCGAAAGAAACUUUGUUGAAACGUCAGACAUUAUCAUAUCUAAGAUUUUCUUUUUUGGAUUAUCAUGCACGACGCAUCACCAUGGCAACAGAAAAUGAAAAACUCGUUUGCGCAAUAUUGGAAGUAGAACCAAACUCAACCAAGACCGUGGUGAAGGACCACCACUAAGUAAUCAAGGACAGACAAGAAUGGAUCGACUAAUUUCAUCACCGGCGGGAGUUUUGCGCGUGUCGCGCAUAAGUCUCGUCCGUGUCAUUGAGAAUAUGCGCGAGUUUCCCGUAGUAGCGAAUCGUUUCCCGAUGCAGCGAUAUUGUCAAAUCGCUAUUUCUUCAAAAUCUUCACUAAGGAAUAUCGUAGAUUGGUCUCGCAACAGUUUUUUCAAGUAGAUAUAUACGCCUUUUUCACGUAUAUGAUACGCUAACUGUUAUCAGUACGUGACAUAAAAACAUGUAAAAGAGAGGACAGUAGAUUUACAUUCUUCGUUAUCUGAAAACGUAAUCUUUUCCUUCUUUUAAGCUAUCCUUUUUUUUAUCAUUUAUGUUUUUUUCAUUACUAGUAUAUUCAUUAUUGAAUUGUAUAAUGUUUGACAAGAAGUAAAAACGUACGAUUAUUAAGUAAAAUUCCGUGAAGUAUCUCAAAAAUAUCCUAUUGUAAGGGGUAUGGCAUCUUAUACUAUUAUUUGGCCAACUGCAAGCUUAUUUCAGCAAAAAAUAACAGGUAGACCAGAAUUGAAUUAUACAGAAGCAUUAAGAUUUAGUUUGUAUGGUGGCUUUUUUGUAGCACCAACUUUAUAUUGUUGGUUAAGAUGCGCUUCACAUUUUUGGCCAAAAUCUGAUUUUAAAUCUGCAAUCACAAAAGCAUUGGUAGAACAAGUUACAUAUAGUCCAACUGCUAUGUGUUGUUUUUUCUUUGGAAUGAAUUUACUAGAACAAAAAUCUAUUUCAGAAUGUGCUGAAGAAGUAAAACAGAAAUUCUGGCCAACUUAUAAGGUCGGAAUAUGCAUAUGGCCUAUUCUACAAACUAUUAACUUCGUGUUAAUUCCAGAGCAUAAUCGUGUAGUUUAUGUAAGUGUCUGCAGUUUCAUCUGGACAUCUUUUCUUGCGUAUAUGAAAGCACUUGAAGCUAAGCGAGAACAACAAGGAAUGGCAAAUGAUGGUACAAAUGAAAAGGAAUUUUUAGAAAAUACACAGAAUGCAAAAUCUAUGAUUCGAUCAGUUGAAAAAAGUAGAUCAAGUUCUUUAUGAUGUAGAUUUUGUAGUAAAUUUUACAAUAUUAGCUUAAUUUAUUUGUAUAAAUUUUAAUUUCCAUAUACUUAUAUAAAAGA